AUGGUUUUGAAAUCUCAAAGUAAGGAGGCUCAAGCAUCAAAAGGUCAAGGCAAGGACAUUGCAGUUUCAAAGGCACAAAUGGGUGAAUCCAAAUAUGUUCCAAGCAAUCCUGCAAAGAAGAUUAGAUUUACUUCAUCCUCCAAGAAAGACCCAAGCUCUGCGACCGUUGGUUGUCGCGAAUCUCACGGCCUGGUGCUCUGGGCCGAGGGGAUGUGCGUCAACACGUGA
This is a messenger RNA of Prunus armeniaca (apricot), 228 nucleotides long. Lineage: Eukaryota; Viridiplantae; Streptophyta; Magnoliopsida; Rosales; Rosaceae. The record is from the annotation of a GenBank genome assembly.